AUGUCCUCCAAACGCAAGUGGGAUCAGGCAGCUCCCGAGGCCUCAGACAGUGAUACUCCAGUCAAAGCCCCCAAGACAGAGGAGGGAAAGUCUGCUUCCGAAGCGGCUGCAGCAGCGGCAGCGAUCGCUGCCAAAAUCGCCGCCCAGUUUGCAGGAGCAGGAUCCGGAGGAGGCACACCCGGCCAGAAGGAUCCGCACGACGGGGACUACAUACACGACAUCGACAUCAAUGACGUGCGCAACAGGUAUCUCUUGACCAAGGGGUCGACGCAGACCCAGAUUCAUGAAGAAACUGGAGCUUCCGUCAGUACCAAGGGGACGUGGUAUCCGGAUAGGUCCAAGGCGACGGAGAAGGACCCACCGUUAUAUCUCCACAUAUCCGCAACGACCCAGGAGAUCCUCGACAAGGCGAUCGAAAAGGUGAACGAGCUCAUCGCGAUGGACAUGGGUUCUCUCGUCGAAGACAAGAAGGAUCGGUUGCGAGAAAAGCGCAAAUGGCCCGAGGAGAAACUUCCCGUUGGCAUCGAUACGAUUCGAAACUUCAACGUCCGAGCGAAGGUGGUCGGCCCUUCGGGCAUGUUCGUCAAGUACAUCCAACAGGAGACAGGGACCCGUGUACAAAUCAAGGGCAUCGGUUCUGGGUUCGUCGAUCAAGAUACGGGACACGAGCACGACGAGCCAAUGUUUAUUCACGUCACAGGUCCGGACGAAGGCCAAGUCGCGCGAGCGAAGGUGCUGACGGAGGACCUACUCGAGGUCGUGCGGGCAGAGCACACGAAAGUGAAGGCGGUCCUGCAGCAGCAGCAAAUGGAGCUGCACCAAGCACAGAUCCAGUACGCUGCCUACAGUGCUUACGCCGGUUACGCGCCCCCACAACCGGGCAGUGCGCCGCCGCCUCCGCCGCCGGGCGAGCAGCCGCCACCGCCGCCACCAGACGGCAGUGCGCCUGCUGGGGCAUCUCCGGGACAAGCUGGCGCGGCGCCAAACGCGAGCGACGCAGACGCAUACGCGGCUUAUUGGGCUGCAUAUGGCUACGAUGUCAACUCGCCGGAGUUCAAGCAAUGGCAGGCUCAGCAACAGCAACAGUACGCGCAGUAUUAUGCUCAGCAGGGUUAUACGGGGGCUGCGCCCACCGAUGAUGCGCAGGCUGCUGGAGGGGCUCCGCCGCCGAAUGAUCCAGCACCUCCUCCACCUCCUCCUGCUUGA
Molecule: messenger RNA, 1206 nt
Organism: Sparassis crispa
Lineage: Eukaryota; Fungi; Basidiomycota; Agaricomycetes; Polyporales; Sparassidaceae
Exons: 7
Coding region: 1-1206 (401 amino acids)
Cellular component (GO): nucleus
Molecular function (GO): RNA binding
Source: RefSeq, a predicted model, not a curated record